This is a messenger RNA of Phytomonas sp. Hart1, 889 nucleotides long. The record is from the annotation of a GenBank genome assembly. Lineage: Eukaryota; Euglenozoa; Kinetoplastea; Trypanosomatida; Trypanosomatidae.
GGUUGAUUAAUAAGAAUAGCAUUGUAGUUGUGUAGCAAAUAGAAUGCUUUGUGAGAAGAAUUUUAUGCUAAGUUGUAUGAGACCACGUGGAAAUGCAAAGGUUAGCCAUGAGAUUGGUGAAAUCAACGAAAAGGACUGUAAAAAGAACCCAUCUUUAAAGAAAAGAUCUCAUAUAUACAUUCUUAGUUUUUUUAUUUGGUUGGUAUUUGGGUUCAUGAUUUACCAUUUUUGUAAUGGAUAUAUUAUGUUCCUUUUGCCUGUAUCUGCGUUUUUAUUACCUUUUCUUAGUUUCCGACAUCGAUUUGAGGGAAAAGGCGUGUCGUCUCUGAGGCGCAAUGUGGCACCUGUCCACUCUGGCGGUUUCGAGACUGUGAUCGACGAUUUUUCUGAAAAUUACUCCGAGUCCGAAUGGGAGGAGUUUUUUGACCUUAUGGGGUAUCUCGACCCGAAGUCUGUGGACAAAGUCGUCCUUCGCACUCCGCAAAUGCCACAGAACCCGUCUGGCCCGGACAGUUGUCUGAACCCUGACGGUCUUCCCCCAACGGCGGCACCAACAGCUGCUGUUUCCUUCACCUUCUCUCAACAGCACGCGCUGCUGGUCCGAAUGAAGGGGUUGGGGACCCCCAGCGCUCUGCGGUGUGUUUUUGAUGAUGCCCAUCGCACUCGAGUUAUGGGCUUCCGUCCCGCAAGGCCUCGUGUGUGCUGCUUGUGCGGUAGUGGGGAUCCUUUUGAGCAAUGCUGCGCUCCCGUGAAAGAGGCGUUGAGGACGAUUUUAAUGCGUACUGGGGAGUAACUGGCACAGACAACUUUAUUUUCAAUUACUAUAUUGCUAUCUAUUUUUUUUAUACCUUUUUCCUCACUCCACAAUUUAAGUUUGCUUUUGUAAUAU